AUGGGUAUCACAACCAGACUAGUUCAAUCAGUUCUUUAUUCAGAAAUGGUACUUUUUACACUUCUUAUUAUUCCUUUACCUAAAAAGUGUAAAAAGGCUGUAAUUAAUACUCUUUUUACCUCAAGGGUUUUCCGGCCACUUAUUCACCUGUUGUAUGUCGUUUAUGCCAUGAUUUUGAUUAUGUUUAUAGAUGCAGUUUUAAAGUUAAAUAUGAAUAUUCCUUAUGAUGUUGUGUACCAUACAGAAAGAAAUGUUUAUUUGACAGGGUUUACACUAUAUUUAUCGCUUAUUCUUAAAAUAUUUGUUAAUAUGUUAAACACACUUUAUAAAGAAGAAGAGGCAGUAAAUGUUCUUAAGAAGCAGAUUAAGAAUUCUCAAACAUACGUAGACACAAUAAUAAAUACUACGAAUGACAAAAAUGCAGAGAUUAAUGAACUUAAAGACAAUAUUAGAGAUUUGAAUAAAUUAAUAGUAAGUAAAGAUAUAGUAAUUAAACAGUAUAAAAAUAAUCAGAAAGAAUAUUUUGUAUUGUUAGAUAAAUAUAACAAUUUAUUAGAGAAGUCAAAAAAAGAGACAAAAAAGACAAAAUAA
This is a messenger RNA of Vairimorpha ceranae, 591 nucleotides long. RefSeq names its product b-cell receptor-associated protein 31-like protein. Gene Ontology annotation, biological process: intracellular protein transport; endoplasmic reticulum to Golgi vesicle-mediated transport. NCBI's taxonomy places the organism in Eukaryota, Fungi, Microsporidia, Nosematidae. The coding region runs from base 1 to 591 and encodes 196 amino acids. Gene Ontology annotation, cellular component: endoplasmic reticulum membrane; endoplasmic reticulum. The record is from RefSeq and is a predicted model, not a curated record. The transcript has a single exon.